Symbiodinium sp. CCMP2592 is the source of this 1092-nucleotide messenger RNA. Lineage: Eukaryota; Dinophyceae; Suessiales; Symbiodiniaceae. The record is from the annotation of a GenBank genome assembly.
AUGUUCUUCUUCGUUGUAUUCGCGAUGACAAGAGUCAUGAUGCUAUGUCGGCCGUUGUACCUGGCCUCAGUUCUCAGCUCAUGGAAUGAGUAUGGUAUUGCUUAUGCAGAUGAUGAGGAGGUCCAAGAAAUGCAUGGCGAACCCGACACCAAAAACCAUACUUUGAACAAUCUGCGAACGCGUGCACCCCGGUACUACAUCGCCGUGCCGCCGGAGAUGGAGAAGAAGGCUCUGGCAGCCUUCAUGAAGGUGACGAAGAGAAUGAAGGAAGAGCGUGAACAGUAUCCGAAACAGGAGGUGGAGGAUCGUCAACUGCAGCUGAAAGCAGAGCUCACUUCCUUAAAGAGGAAGGGAGGAAACACGCAGUGCUUCGACUGUGGCGUUGCGGACGUGACCUGGGCCUCACCCAAACUGGGCACGUUCCUCUGCGUGACUUGCUCGGACAUCCACCGGGCAGCGGGCGCCCACAUCACUUGCGUGAAGAACUUCAGCACCUACCUCUGGUCCCCGGACGAGGUGGCCAUGAUGCGCCUCGUGGGCAACGACCGGGCCAAGGAGCUCUACCGAUCCUCCGCGCCCCUCUCCUGGUCCCCUCAUGACUCGAAAGAUCGGAAGGUGCAGCUGUGCACGCAGCUUUACGGCAGCGCGACCGCCCAGAGAGCUUCGGCAGAGAUGAUCGCUGCAGCCACGGCAGCGUCAGCAUCGCCUGCGCUGAAUCCUUCGGAGGAUGCCAAAGCACCAGCUGGGAAGUCGCUGCCGGGAGCACCUGACUGGUUUGAAGACUGGUCUUCUCCACCCCGAGAGAAUCCUAAGACGACCCAGCGAAGUGUCGACCUGUUGGGAGACCUGCUUGAUCUGCAGCCAGUACUUCAGAAAGCAACCUUGGCGGAGGUGGACGUUUGCUUGGGGCAAGGCUAUGUCGACGCUGUCAAGGCUCCUGUCGUCGAGAAUCUGCAGAAUGAGUUGGCGGGCGUCUUCGACAGCAACUGCCAGCAAACCGUAGCCCAACCUGCCAGAUGCGCCAUGCAAAUGGCGAACAAAGAAGAGAAUGAUUUUUGGACCUCGGUGAACUGGGACGACCUCAUGAAGUGA